This is a messenger RNA of Poeciliopsis prolifica (blackstripe livebearer), 5779 nucleotides long. It is a transcript of the gene glra2, whose product is annotated as glycine receptor, alpha 2. The transcript is spliced from 7 exons. NCBI's taxonomy places the organism in Eukaryota, Metazoa, Chordata, Actinopteri, Cyprinodontiformes, Poeciliidae. Gene Ontology annotation, biological process: signal transduction; chemical synaptic transmission; nervous system process. The record is from RefSeq and is a predicted model, not a curated record. Gene Ontology annotation, molecular function: transmitter-gated monoatomic ion channel activity; chloride channel activity; transmembrane signaling receptor activity. Gene Ontology annotation, cellular component: synapse; neuron projection; plasma membrane. Bases 3214 to 4632 code for a protein of 472 amino acids.
CUCCAGGUCCUCCUCCAACAUGUCUCCAUCAGACUUUCUGGACUCCUUAAUGGGUCGCACGUCCGAGUACGAUGCACGAAUUAGACCCAACUUCAAAGGUUUGUUCGCAAUCAAAUGAGUUUCCACACACGUAUACACACACACACACACACACACACACAUUUCACUUUCCACAUUUUGAGAACUAUAAAUAGCCACAGAAAUGCCACUGUAAGUGUAAACACUAAUCUUUUUAACCAGUUAUGUGUUGGAUGUUAUCUGUUGCCAAGGAACUGGGCUUCCAGCAACUCAGAGGCAACACUCAAUCACUUCAAUUAACAGUAAGAGGGAGGACCCUGCUUAGAUUUAAUCACAGUUCACACCGUGCCACUCAAUGAUGGUUUUCUUAUCUGAAAGAUGUCUAAAAUUCAAUAUCCACCUUUAUUAAAUGUGAGAUCAGAAUCAGGAACUGAAAAUAUCCCAUCAGCACAGAAAUAAGACACGUUCUCACUUCAGACAGGAGUGCCACCGUGACAGACUAGACGAUUGAUGGUGCCCCAGUGGCUAGACUGCAGGCUAUGCAGACCUCCUCUGCUGUUGUUGCUUUGAUGCUGAGGACACACACAGCUUCUGUCAUUGGAAAGGUUUUGAGUGAGCAAAGUUUUCACUUAUUGGGUCUGAGGCCCACUCUUAGCUUCUGAGGUCACCUGGGAUGUUGCUUGUUACAGUCCAUGGACUCCAGUAGGUAAAGCAGCUUGAAAAUACAGGAAGGGGAAAAGCACAACAAUCCAUCGUUUAUACCUCCAUUCUCUUGCAAGGUCACAGGGGACUGGUGUUUAUCCCCAGCAGUCAUUGGGCAAGAGGUGGUGUACCAUCUAGACCGGUCACCAGUCCAUCACAGGGUCACAACAAUAUAGCAUCUCCCAGUUUUUACGUCACACACAAACAUAUAGUAGCACAUUAUUGAGGUGGAACAAAAAUCAUGUAAGCCUUACAGUGUGGUCCCCUUUUUUUUUUUUUUUUUUUAAAGAAUUUUCUUUUAAUCAAUACCACUUAAUACAAUUCACUUCAACCAAGUGUCUAUAGUAAAUAGAGUCCAUCUGCAUACAAUUUAAUCUCAGCAUGGAUGCAAUUUCUUUUGUUAAGACCUCAGAAGUUACGCAGAGAAUAUUUGUGAGCAACCAGCAUCAUGAAGAGCCAUCUGACUGCUCAGGGACUAAGAUGUAAAGAUGCUUACAGCUGCAAGCUUUAAAAGUCACAAUGGAAUAGUUUAAAUAAAAGCUUUUUAAUAUGGCUAAUAACAUAAUAUCUAAGGCUAAGGCAUAAUAGCUCUGAAUAUGGUGGAAACGUUCAGUAUUUAGAUGCACUGAUCUGUUGGUGGCUUAACAGAACAUAUCAAAAUAUAUAGUUGUAAACGCAGUGAAAGUUGGUCUUGCCUAAUAAUAACCCCGGUUAGCUAAGCAGUUACUAAAUGAUAUAACACUUUUCAGAUUUUCACUUGUCUUCUUGACUAUUAUCCACUAUGUUGUGUUUGUGUGUGACAUAAACUCUGAAUAAAAAGCAUCAGUUCUUAACUGAAAAAAGAAUGUAUGAAUAUUUAAUUCCUGUAUGCCAUAUACUCUUUGUCUGUCAGCGAAAUCUAGAUUUCUAGAGAUGUCUAGAUUUCUGUGACACAUCUUAUAUUUUUAGGCAGUAUUGAUAUAUAAAACAUUGAUUUUGCUGAUUUAACCUGGUAGUUACAAUGCUAGAAGAUGAAUGGAAGUGAGAGCAGAGAUCUCUCUCCGUAUUAAACAGAUAGAGCUUCACAUUUUACAGUCAGAAAACAAACAAAUCCACAUUAAGCGGCUGUGCUGUAAACAGUUAGUUUUUGCUCAUGAACCUGCUAGAUGUACUUUGAAGAGUGUCGAACCGCGAUUCUAAAAAGGCUGACCUAGAUUUCCAUGCCUAGUUUGUUAUGAGGAGCUGCUGCCAGUUACCUCUUUUCGCUGUAAAAAUGUGGAAACUUCACAACAAACACAGGCAAAUAUUAAUACAGAGAGCCAUGAAAUAUUGAUGUGGCAAACACAGGGGAAAGGCAGUAGGAAGAGCUUACAACUUCACUUAUCAGCUUGGGGAGAAAGAUAUGCUGUGACUCGUAAUGCAAGUCUUGCAAAGAUACUUUAGUUUAGGGAGCUGUAAAGAGAAACUACAUUCCCUAUUGGAGUUCAUAAGAUAGAUUUUCUUAUUCUGUAGAAAAUAAAAUGUCUACUUGAUGGUUUAGAAUUGAAGCAAGACCUUUCACUAUCAAAUAUAUUUGCUUUAUUAGUUUAUUGCAAAUGAGCCUUUUAAUGUUAUUUGGAGACUCUUGAUGUUCUGAUUAUAACCAACUUAUACAGCACAUAUGAGUACCUGUAUAUUCACUACUCUUGCAAUUUCUUUUUUAUUCUAUAACCACAAACUAAAUAUUAUUUAUCUGGAUGUAACGUGACUGCAUGGCGGAAAGAAAACAAGUUCAUACUUCAAAAUUUGUUACAGAAAUCUUAAAAAAAAUAAAAUCUAAAUCUGGUGUGCAUUCUUAUAAAGCCCCCUUUCCUCUGAAAGUAUAGCAUUCUCUAUGUUCAAUUCCCUUCAGAAGUCACUUAAUCAACAUUUUCAACUCCACGAGUUGGACAAGUCCAACAAGUGAAGCAUUAUUCAGAGAGGCAGCCAUGUGAUCCACUGUAAUUGUGGAGGAGCUGCAGAGAUCCACAGCUCAGGUGGGAAAUUCUGUCAACAAGGCAGUUGCUAAUCAUGUAACAGUUUCCUUUUACUUCACAGCAAUGUAUUGGUCCAUUACAUAAAAUCCCAACAAAAUACUUUGAUGUUUGUGGUUAUAAUGUGACAAAAUGUGAUAAGGGUGUGAAUACUUCUGCAAGCCUCUGUAUUACAAGAACAGCUUCUUUUUCAUGUCCAUGAAAAUGUUGCUGAUCAGAUAAUUCACUCCUCAGCUGACACACCACUUUGUGUGUUUGCAUGUCUUUGACUCUGUGUGCAUGAAUCCUCUAUUCAAUGUGUUACAGAGAAAUUACCUCUACAGGAUUACCUCCAUUAGACAUCAUUUCAAACAUCAUUAAGCCAAUGCUAAUAACCAGCCAUAAUGUUAAGUUUCAUUUUAAUUGCUCUUGUCAAACAUUGAGCCCAAAAAGCAGAUGUAGCUUCACAUACAACUUGCCGCCAUCCAGAUAACAUCCAGAAGACUGCUUGUUGUAUUGAUGCAUGUUUGAAUACACAGCAAAGCAGCAGACCCGAAAUUCACUCUCACCUCAAAGGCCCUGCUUAAACAUGUGUUUAAAGGCUUUGUUUCCCCCUGUCAUGUCAUUGUCAUUCCAUUUCACAGGUCCUCCUGUAAACGUUACAUGCAAUAUUUUUAUCAACAGCUUCGGCUCUGUCACAGAGACAACGAUGGUGAGUUCUUCUGGAUUUUAUACUGAUAUCUUCUCUGUCCGAUUUGUGAAUGUGUCAUUUAUUCCUCAAACUGCAGGUCCACCAGUUAAUGUUACCUGCAACAUAUUUAUCAACAGCUUUGGUUCCAUAGCAGAAACUACUAUGGAUUACAGAGUGAACAUCUUCUUGCGGCAGAAGUGGAAUGACCCACGGCUGGCGUAUAGUAAAUACCCAGACUCCUCGCUCGACCUGGACCCUUCCAUGCUGGACUCCAUUUGGAAGCCAGAUCUUUUCUUUGCCAACGAGAAGGGAGCCAACUUCCACGACGUCACCACGGACAACAAGCUGCUGCGCAUCUUCAAGAAUGGAACUGUGCUUUACAGUAUCAGGUUGACUCUCAUUCUGUCUUGUCCGAUGGAUCUGAAAAACUUUCCAAUGGAUGUUCAGACUUGUACGAUGCAGCUGGAAAGUUUCGGCUACACCAUGAAUGACCUGGUUUUUGAGUGGCUGGAGAACGGCGCGGUGCAGGUGUCAGAGGGACUCACCCUGCCUCAGUUCAUUAUGAGAGAGGAGAAAGAGCUGGGCUACUGCACUAAGCAUUACAACACUGGUAAAUUCACCUGCAUCGAAGUUAAAUUUCACCUGGAAAGACAGAUGGGCUACUACCUGAUCCAGAUGUACAUUCCUUCACUUCUCAUUGUCAUCCUCUCAUGGGUGUCUUUUUGGAUAAAUAUGGAUGCUGCUCCUGCAAGAGUGGCAUUGGGCAUCACCACUGUGCUUACGAUGACCACUCAAAGCUCUGGCUCUCGAGCUUCUCUUCCAAAGGUCUCGUACGUGAAAGCCAUUGAUAUCUGGAUGGCUGUCUGUCUGCUCUUUGUAUUUGCUGCAUUGCUAGAAUAUGCUGGGGUUAAUUUUGUCUCCAGGCAACAGAAAGAGUUCCUCCGCCUGAGGCGAAGACAGAGAAGGAAUCACAAGGAGGAUGAAGGCCGCUUUAAUUUAACUGGGUACAACAUGAGUCAGUGCAUGCCAACAAAGGAUGGCUCAGCUGUUAAGAAUGCAGUUCCUGCCACGAACCCCCAGCCUUCAACUCCAAAGGACAUAGAUGCUAUGAGGAAAAAGUUUGUGGACAGAGCUAAGCGGAUAGACACAAUCUCCAGGGCGGCCUUCCCGCUGGCUUUUCUGAUCUUCAACGUCUUCUACUGGAUCACAUACAAGAUCAUUCGACACGAAGAUGUUCACAAACAGAAAUGACUUAACCCUCUGCUGAUAACGUUUUAUCUUUCCAUUUCUCAAAUUGAGAAAUGGUCGGGAAACUGUGUGCCGAGAGGCACCAUGGAGCCAAUGGAUAUCCUUUUUCAGGGAUAAUGUACAAUGUUCAUGUGUUAUAAAGAUCAAAUGCUAUUCUAUCUGGUGAGGUGAAGGUUCUAGAGAAAAAGAUGCUUUGCUCGUUGUUUUACUGCUGCGUAAUAUCUAAUGCGCUGCUGAAGAAGAUGGACCAAAACCCCCUUGAAUCACUCAGCCCUGGCAUCUAUACAACAAAAGGAAACAUUCCACAGGUUUGUGACUGUAGCUAGCUUAGUUCUUCAAAGACUUUUUUGAUGCAAAAUUUCUUAUCGAGGAUGUUCAAACUGUUUUAUAGUGUAGUAUUGUUUUUGGCACUUCUUCCUCUCUGUCUAAAGUAAGUUCUAAGCAAGCAGAGCAUGUAUAGAUGUAUUAAAUAUUAAGGAGCUGCACAUGUCUCAGGUAUGGCUGUGAAGGAAGGAGAUGGAAGCCUGGGAAAGAAGUCUGGAGAUUCCAUUUUUAUGAAAUACCUGAAGCCUUAGAUAUUUGAUUUGGUUUGGAUGAAGUGCUAUGCUCUUGUAUUUUUUCACGCUUCUAUCUAACAAGUAUUCACGGAUAACUGAUGUCACACAACGUUGUGAAUUUUGUUCAUGUGUUUUUAAUUUCUGGCUCCCAUUUUUGAAGUGAUUUAUUAAAUAAGCUGUCACAAGCUGAUUUUUAAACAAAUGUAUAAAUGGGCAAGCAAACUCUGAUUGUACAUUAUUCUGUGUUGUCAUAUGCAUAUUUAUUUAUACCCCAGGUAAUUACUCCAGGUAUAUUUCGUACUGUUUUGUAGAUUUAGCUAAAUGAAAUAUUUAUUGUAAUGACUCAAAGGUUAUGUUUAUAAAAUUGAUAUCUUUGUGUGAACCUAUUCAGCUUCCACUGCAGACUAUUUCCUUCACUUUGAGUAUUCAUGGAUGCAAUCAGCAGUGAAGAACAAGUCUUCAUUCAACAUUCAUAGUACAGAGCAGCUAAUGGCAAUUGCACUCCUGGGAAAUAUCUUUUCUUAAAUGCUAUUCAUGAAGAAAGAUUAUGUACUGGCUUGUAAAUCAAUAAAACUGACUGUGCAUCAUGUUUA